Messenger RNA from Dipodomys ordii (Ord's kangaroo rat), 1389 nucleotides. RefSeq names its product proline-rich receptor-like protein kinase PERK2. The transcript is spliced from 6 exons. The record is from RefSeq and is a predicted model, not a curated record. The annotation marks the transcript as partial. NCBI's taxonomy places the organism in Eukaryota, Metazoa, Chordata, Mammalia, Rodentia, Heteromyidae.
UCACCAUCACCAUCACCAUCAUCAUCACCAUCAUCAUCAUCGUCAUCACCAUCAUCAUCAUCAUUACCGUCACCGUCAUCGUCGUCACUAUCGUCGUCACCGUCAUCAUCAUCAUUACCGUCACCGUCAUCGUCGUCACCAUCGUCAUCAUCAUUACUGUCACCGUCAUCACCGUCACCAUCAUCAUCAUCAUUACCGUCACCGUCAUCGUCGUCACUAUCGUCGUCACCAUCGUCGUCACUGUCACUGUCGUCACCGUCACUGUCGUCGUCGUCACCGUCACCCUCCCCAGAGCGGCGCCCAGGCCGGGCUCGGGUGCCAGCUGGCUCCCUUCCGCCCCAGCACGCAGACAGUGGCCGGCCACGUGUAGGGUGGCAGCAGAAGCCAUUCUCUUCAGCGCUGCCGUCGGCCCCCUGCCGCAGGGAGCGCAGGGCCCUGCGUGGCCCUGCCAAGUCCUCAGUGGAGACACCAGGCCAGGCUCGGCCUGCGUGUGGCAUCGGUGGGGGCCCCCGGCUCGGCUUGCGUGUGGCAUCGGUGGGGGCCCCCGGCUCGGCCUGCGUGUGGCAUCGGUGGGGGCCCCCGGCUCGGCCUGCGUGUGGCAUCUGUGGGGGCCCCCGGCUCGGCCUGCGUGUGGCAUCGGUGGGGGCCCCCGGCUCGUGUGGCAUCGGUGGGGGCCCCCGGCUCGGCCUGCGUGUGGCAUCGGUGGGGGCCCCCGGCUCGGCCUGCGUGUGGCAUCGGUGGGGGCCCCCGGCUCGGCCUGCGUGUGGCAUUGGUGGGGGCCCCCAGCACCUCAGCGUGUCCCUGAGGAGUGACCACCAGCUUCGCAGCCAGGCUGCGGCAUCCUGCCCACCCCGAGACCCCGUGCUCGGCUCUAGGGGUCACUCACUUAGCAUGCCCUUGGCCACCAGUGCUGGCCGAUCUCUACACUUGCGGUGGUGGUCUCAGGCCUCCGCCCUGGCCACCUCAUGGAGCCAUGUAGACCCCGGAUGCCUGCGUGAUGCUCUGGCUCUGGAACUCAGCCCUGGAGACCGCUGCUGGCCACAGGACCCUUGUACAAAGGAAAGACAGAUGACAGCCAUCAUCAAUGACCAGUCCGGCCACCGGCUGAGCAAGGAGCAGAGAUGUGGAUUCCAGCUGCAGACCCUAUCCGCCACUACCCACCCCAGCUGCCAGCACGGCUCAGGGGAGCAGGCGGUGCCCCGGGACCCUGUGUGCAAAGUGGGUGCAGGCACGGUGUCCCCACACAUUGUAACGAGGGGCAGUAAGAAGCAGAAACCCCCAGAGCCCAGCCAGGCUCUCCCCGAGGGCCUGGACACCGUGCAUCAUGGUCCCAGCUCCCCUCGCCCUAGCUGCUUCCGGAAGCUUCCCCACUUCCAGCUGCUGCUCUGA